Messenger RNA from Corythoichthys intestinalis (scribbled pipefish), 3465 nucleotides. It is a transcript of the gene ercc2, whose product is annotated as excision repair cross-complementation group 2. Gene Ontology annotation, biological process: transcription by RNA polymerase II; nucleotide-excision repair; positive regulation of mitotic recombination. The record is from RefSeq and is a predicted model, not a curated record. Lineage: Eukaryota; Metazoa; Chordata; Actinopteri; Syngnathiformes; Syngnathidae. Gene Ontology annotation, cellular component: nucleus. The transcript is spliced from 23 exons. The coding region runs from base 114 to 2396 and encodes 760 amino acids. Gene Ontology annotation, molecular function: damaged DNA binding; hydrolase activity, acting on acid anhydrides, in phosphorus-containing anhydrides; ATP binding.
AAAGAAGAAGAAAGAAGCCGCACGCCAGGUUUUCCACUGUUACAAAAUUCUCCAUGAAAGCUCUUAUAUGAAUAAAGUAAUAAAGUGGCAAGGAAGAGGAACAUUUUGCAACAAUGAAGCUCAAUAUCGACGGUCUGUUAGUGUAUUUUCCUUACGACUACAUAUAUCCUGAACAAUAUUCGUACAUGUUGGAGCUGAAGAGGACGCUGGAUGCUAAGGGCCAUGGCGUCCUGGAAAUGCCUUCAGGAACCGGCAAGACCAUAUCACUGCUGUCCCUUAUUGUUGCCUAUCAGAGGGCGUACCCUCUGGAUGUUACCAAGCUUAUCUACUGUUCCAGAACGGUCCCCGAGAUUGAGAAGGUGGUAGAGGAGCUGAGGAAGCUGAUGGAGUUUUAUUCCAAAGAGACGGGCGAGAAAAAUAACUAUCUGGCUCUGGCACUCUCCUCCCGAAAGAACCUUUGCAUCCACCCGGAGGUGAGCAGCCUGCGCUUUGGCAAGGAAGUGGACGGAAAGUGCCACAGUCUGACGGCGUCGUACAUCCGCGCACAACAUCACAGUAACCCCAACCAGCCCGUUUGCCGCUUCUACGAGGAAUUUGAUGCGGUGGGUCGGCAGGUACCUCUUCCCGCCGGUAUUUACAACCUGGACGACCUGAAGGACUUUGGUCGCAGGAAAGGAUGGUGUCCCUAUUACCUUGCACGGUACUCGCUCCUGCACGCCAACAUCGUGGUGUACAGCUACCACUACCUGCUGGACCCCAAGAUAGCAGACCUGGUGUCCAAGGAGCUGGCCAAACAGUCUGUGGUGGUCUUUGACGAGGCGCACAACAUAGACAACGUGUGUAUCGAUUCCAUGAGUGUCAACAUCACCAGACGGACGCUGGACCGUUGCCAGGGGAACGUAGAUACGCUGCAGAAUACCAUUCAGAAGAUCAAGGAGACCGAUGCCUCCAAAUUGAAGGAGGAAUAUCGCCGCCUAGUGGAAGGUCUGAAGGAAGCAAAUGUGGCGAGGGAGACCGAUGUGUACCUGGCCAAUCCCGUGCUGCCGGAUGAAAUCCUAAAAGAGGCCGUUCCCGGCAACAUCCGCACGGCCGAGCAUUUUGUGGGUUUUCUGAAACGUUUCAUGGAAUACUUGAAGUCACGCCUGAGGGUGCAGCACGUGGUGCAAGAGAGCGCCCCGCAGUUCCUCAAGGACAUCUUUGAAAAAGUCUGCAUCGACCGCAAGCCUCUCAGGUUUUGCGCCGAGCGGCUGCAGUCGCUGUUGCGGACGCUGGAGAUCGCGGACAUCGCCGACUUCUCGGCCGUCACGCUUAUCUCCAACUUCGCCACGCUGGUCAGCACAUACAGCCAAGGUUUCACCAUCAUCAUCGAGCCUUUUGAAGACAGAACUCCAACUAUAGCCAACCCAGUGUUGCACUUCAGCUGCAUGGACCCUUCCAUUGCCAUCAAACCCGUCUUUCAGAGAUUCCAGUCGGUAAUCAUCACUUCAGGGACACUGUCCCCGCUGGACAUCUACCCUCGCAUCCUAGACUUCCGGCCCGUCACCAUGGCCUCUUUUACCAUGACACUGGCGCGAACCUGCCUCUGCCCACUGAUUGUCGGUCGUGGAAACGAUCAGGUGGCUCUCAGCUCCAAGUUUGAGACCAGAGAGGAUUUUGCUGUGAUUCGUAACUACGGCAACCUGCUGCUGGAGAUGUCCGCCGUGGUUCCUGACGGCAUCGUGGCGUUUUUCACCAGCUACGUUUACAUGGAGAACAUUGUGGCGUCCUGGUAUGAGCAGGGAAUCCUGGAGAACAUUCAAAAGAAUAAGCUGAUUUUCAUCGAGACGCAGGAUGCCGCAGAGACCAGCAUGGCACUGGAGAAGUACCAAGAGGCGUGCGAGAACGGCAGAGGAGCCAUCCUGCUUUCGGUGGCGCGAGGGAAAGUGUCGGAGGGGAUCGAUUUUGUGCAUCACUUUGGUCGAGCAGUCAUCAUGUUUGGCGUUCCGUACGUUUACACACAGAGCCGCAUCCUCAAGGCUCGUCUGGAGUACUUGCGGGAUCAAUUCCAGAUCCGAGAAAACGACUUCCUCACCUUCGACGCCAUGCGACACGCCGCGCAGUGCGUCGGCCGGGCCAUUCGAGGAAAGACUGACUAUGGACUUAUGAUUUUUGCAGACAAGCGUUACGCCCGAGCAGACAAGCGCGGCAAGCUUCCCCGCUGGAUCCAGGAGCACAUCAACGACGGCAGCCUCAACCUGACCGUGGACGAGACCGUGCAGCUGUCCAAGCAUUUCCUCAGACAGAUGGCUCAGCCUUUCAGACAGGAAGACCAGCUGGGUCUGUCUCUGCUGACGCUGGAGCAGCUGCAGUCAGAGGAGAUGUUGAAGAAGAUCGCCGAGAUGGCUCAUCAGAGCUAAAAGUUCCUUUAAGUCAUGAUUUUUUUUUUUUUGUCAAGCAGUGACAACACAGAAGUGGAUAGUCACUUGUCAAUGCGUCUGUUGUGCAGACAUUUAGACUUCAUACUGUACAUUUUGUAUCAUAUUAGUGUUUUUCAAUGACAACAGGUCAACAUAACUGUGAAAGGCCUUUGCAGUCAUCAAAAACACUCUGCCAUCAGGAAAAUAAGCAAGACCCUGAGUUAUAUCCCAUUUUCAAAAUACCGUAUUGGCCCGAAUAUAAGACGGCUCUGAUUAUAAGACGACCCCUUCGUUUUCAAGACUCAAGUUUGAAAAAAAACUUUUUGAACACCAAAUUUUUAUACAGAAAAUGAUUACAGUACAUCCGGAACAAAUGAUUAUAACAAUAUAUUUGAGAGGAAAAGCAUGUUAUUUUGCCUCAUUCAAAUCCUAAUAUCUGAACAUUUAAAUAUGUAAACUCAAGUGCAAUCACAUUCGUAAAUGAAUGGCUUCUGGUUUUUGAAAUGUAAAUAAACCAAUCUAUUGUGAUAAAACAAAAUUGCAAUAACUGCAUUAACCAUCAAAGUGAAGUUAACUGUAACUGUAGUCUUGAAAUAAAUCUGAAUAAGGAAAAACAUUGCAAUAAAAUAAAGCAAACUGGUUAAACUUGAGAGUAGCUGAGAUCUGUCAUGACAGAACAUCGCUUCAAUGAUAUCUGGCGCCAUCUAGCGUCGUGAAUGGGUAUAAUGUCUACACCGCGAAUAUAAGACGACCCCCUCUUUUUCAGCCUUAUUUCAAUGCAAAAAAACAGUUUCAUAUUCGGGCCAAUAUGGUAUUUGCCCUGAACAAUGCUAUCAUGUUAUUGUCCCACAUGUUUUUUUUGUUUUUUUUUUACAUAGUUUGCUGGUCCACAGUAAGUUAAUUACUAGUUUUAUAAUCAUAUGGAACAUUUUGGACACAUCUGUGAAAUGAACUGUCCGAUGUAUUAACUUCCACUCUUCCCACCAUAUUUUUGCAUUUCUGACAAUUAAGCGACUGCCUCAUACAAUAAAUGGUCAUUGAAAAAUAUUUUAUUGCCCGGGGCUGGUAA